Molecule: messenger RNA, 1345 nt
Organism: Protobothrops mucrosquamatus (brown spotted pit viper)
Lineage: Eukaryota; Metazoa; Chordata; Lepidosauria; Squamata; Viperidae
Gene: CUNH16orf96
Product: chromosome unknown C16orf96 homolog
Exons: 9
Coding region: 1-918 (305 amino acids)
Source: RefSeq, a predicted model, not a curated record
AUGGUGAACCAUGGGCAGCUGCAGGUGGCCACCAGCCAACUCAGCGAGAUGAUGCAGGAUCUGUUGCAAAAGAUGUCUCUGCAGGACAAGGAUUGGCAGAAGGCGCUCGAGAAGCUCUUCGUGGACAUGGACUGCAAGCUGGACCGCUUGGCCCUGGAUCCCGUGAGCCGGCAGCUGGAGGAGGUGUGGAAGUUCAUCAAGAAGUACCUGAGUGAGGGGCCUCGCUUUGAUGCUGACAGCGCGGCUGGCUUCAAAAAGCAGCUCUUUGAGAGAGUGAAAUGCAUCUCCUGCGACCGGCCAGUGACCAUGAUGACCGGGCCGCACAUGAUCACUGUCCGGAAAGCCACGCUGAAGCCUCGUCCAGUCAGUGCCAGUGGCUACGAAUACCUGUUCCACCAGCAGAAAAGGGAUCAGGAUCCGAGCGAACUGAGUGGCAACCCCCCUUUGCAGACCUGCUGGCAAUGCCAAGCCCAACAGCAAGCCUGCGCCCUCAAGCACCUAUCCCGGGCCCAGGACUUCGCCACCCUCUACCCCUACGGGGACCCUAAUGCCAUCACCUACGACAAUACUGAGGUAGACAUUCUGGGAGUGAACGGGGUCCUCUACAAAGGCCGAGUGAGCUCACAUGCGGCAGAGCGGACAUUUGCCCUGCAGAAGGAAUUUGCAGCUCUGAAGAUUCCCCGGCCUCCGACGGGGGUGCGAAUGGAGAGAGUUCGCUCUGCCUUUGCAGACAUCAGUGCAGUGCCCUACCCCUCCUCCAUCCUCCGUCGAGUGGGGUCUGCAAUAGCCAACAGCAAUCAGCGACCGCAGGAGCUUAGCUGUGACCCUGUGGACAGAACAGCUAUUGGCGCGACCCUCGGUGAAAGCCACGUUCAGAACGAACGGGAGGUUCCAGGCCUGGGCAGCCGUAGCUUUUAGCAUUCCCUGAAGAUUUUGGUCAUCCCUGUCAGACUGCUGAUACUGUAACGGAAGAGGCUGCUUCCCACCCAUCUGAAACAGAAGCCACAGACUUGCCUGGCUUUCCAAGGGGAGCGGCUGUGUCCACAACUACCAUCAUGCCCGACUCAUGUCAGAUGUGCAGCAGAUCAUGGGCUAAGAUUGGUGCUUCUCUCCGUGGUGAACCAGGAUUCCCGAACAAAACAUUCAUUAUGAUGACAGUGAACACAAGUAUUUCAGGGGCCAAGAUCUGCCAGAGAUUCCAGUUUAGACCCUGGCAUCUUCAGAAACCUGACCAAUGUGCUUCUCCUUCCCUCUCCAUAUGGGAUUUCGGAGAUAUUCCUGAUACUGUCUCUGUCUCAGCCAUGGCACAGGAAAGCAUUCAUCUAGUGAGAAAAUGAUUCUAUAA